UCCUGCGCCGACUCCUGACUCGAGCAAUAUAAGUGGCCCAGGCGUAUUUCGAAUACCCCCAGGGCUUUUGCGCAACCGUUUUAUAGUAUAAUGUAUUUGAUUAUUGGCGCGUCGACUCGCAAGUGACAAGAAUGAACGGGUUUUCAAGUCGAAGUCAAAAUGACUUCGAAUCGGCGGCGCCGCCACCUCUGCGCCCUAGGUUGACUCCUAGGCUUGCGCCGAAGGGUCCGGCGCUAGUGGAGUCAUAUAGGCAAGACAGUCUGAAUGACUUCGAAAAAGAUCCACGGCGAUUUAACCCGAUGAAUCCGGGGCGCGUCCAAAGUUCGGUGCUAGUCGACCUAAAAGAUCCUGUCCAGGUACACUUACUCACCGAAACCGCCUUACUCGAUAGCAAGGAAUAUGAGAUUCUAUCUCAGGAGGAAGUAGAUGACUUGAAGAAACAGUGCCAGAUCUUAAACCAGCGGAUCGAGCAGACUCGGGCGAAUCUUGCAAUCCAGUCUAAAUAUCGCGAUGCCGCCAUAUCGAUGUCCAAGUUGUACUCUCCAACGAGACCCGAUACGAAGAGAAGGAGUCUUCUGGGUCACCGACAUAGUGGGUCGAGUGAUGCGGCGAAGGAAGCGGAGCACGAGCUUACCACGAUUCAGAGGAAAUGUGAGGAUUUGGCUUCUGAGUUAUGGACAUUGGAGAAGCGCGUCAUAGAGCCCCAGAGGAGACUCCUGGAACAUACCGCUGGCAUCCUACAACUUACGCAUAAAACAGCGAAGAAAUCGACCAAUCCAUCUCCAAGGGUUCCUCUUGUUAACGGCGUUCCUGCUAGUCCCGAGAGCAUGUAUACAACAUCGAAUGGCCGUGAUAGCCUCAGCAUGGACUUUUUAGAAGACGGGUUCACCUUCGACGAAGCAAGUUUAUAUCGGUCUUUUGACCAGUCUGAUAGAUUCAACAAUCAGUUUCAACAGAGCGCCAUUGAGAUCCCCAUGAAGUCGCCUAUUCGAGGACAAAAUAAACAGCUUACUGAAGAAAGUGAGCGGUUGCGCGAAGAGAACCGGGAACUUCGGGCCCAAGCUGAAUCCUUGCUCAGGGGAUCAGGUUCGACUCAAUGGAAGUUGAUUUCGGACACAGAAAGUAAACUGGAGAACUUCAACCGCCAACUGCGCGAAAUUGUAGUGGGCGCAGACCCUGCAAGGAAUGGUAAUUAUAUGGCUGUACCGUCUGGCCAACUGGAGCCUGGUGAGAUGAUCGGAAGCCAUCUAGAUUACCUUGAAAAUGGGUUGGCUGCCAUUGCUGAAGAUCGCGGCAAUAGCGUGCAGAUGGCAGGAAAGCUACAAACCGUUAACGCCCAGAUUCAAGGUGUACUGCUGGAGGCCAAUAUAAAUUAUCCACCACCACCGGAUGUUGAUCUUGGUGUUGAUGAUCAGCUUGGUUAUUUGCGGGAUUCAUUGCAGCUAAUUGAGGAUGAGCUGCGGCAAGGCGCCAGCAGAAACCAAGGUCCACAAUCCGAAGCGGUUCUUACGGGACUCUGGAACAUGAUCCAAACUGGCUUCUCUGCCAUAAAACAACGCAGGCAAGAGCGGCAAAAGGCUCGCAUGGAGAAGGGAUUAGACCCAGACGAGGAUGAAAUGUCUGAUGGCGAAUCUUUUGAUGUCAACGAACCGUACUCAUUGCUAGCAUUCGAGACCAAGAUCCAAUGGCUGUAUAGGCAAGCCACCAAGCUGCAAGAACAGAAAUGUGUCUUGAAGCGCCAAAUCAAGCAGCAACGUGAGCUUAACAGUAGGUCUGACUCGGAGAAAGAUCAAGCACUAAGGGACAAGAUGGACGAGAUCGAAGAGGUCAGAGAGUUACUUCACCAAGCAGAGAAAGAAACUGACAACAUCCGUUCACAACUCUCGAUGGCCUUGGAAGACAUCGAAAAGUCACAGAAGGACCGAACUGAAGAAUCUGCUGCUAUGGAUGAAGCGCGAGAACAACUCAAAGAAAGGAAUGCCAAGAUUGCUUCACUCGAAGCUGGCUCUAAGGAUAUUCAGGAGCGCCUAGUAGCGGCUGAAGCUAACAUCGAAGCUAUUACAGCACAGUUACAAGAGGCCAACGACGCCAGAGAUGCUACUGACAAGGCUGUUAAGGAGAAGGAGGACGAGCUCAGGGCCAAGGACGAGGAGCUUGCACAAAUGACAGGCAUGGUUGCUGAGCUUAAGAUGGAAGCUACUCUUGCUAAAGCAGAACUCGAUGGUGCCUACGGCUCGAGGAAAGAGAGAGCCGCGGAAGUCGCUGCUCUGCAUAACAGCUCCGAAUCUUCUAAGAUGCAGAAUAGAGUUAAUGUCCUAGAGAAAGAGCUCAAAGCUACCGCUAAAGAUCUAACCGACGUCGUCAAGCAAUCAGUCGAGAGCGAGAAGAAGAUAGGAGAACUAGAGAACGAACUCGACCGAGUCAAGGCUGAGCGCUCCAAGAUCAAGGACGAGAAGGAUAUGAUGAGCGAAGAAUUGGAGAGGCGGCUCCGCGAAGCCACUACCGAUGUCGAGGAAAGCCUAGGUCAAGAGAUCGCAAGGCUUCGGAAAGAGAAGGAGCAGAUCCAAGACGAACUCGACAAGGAGCGUCUGGGACCUGCACGAAUUCCGUUGUCGCCCGGCGGUACCAGCAAGACCUCGUACUUAACCGAUUCAUACAGGUCAGGGUUAAGAGCCGAGAGGAAGAAGUACGAAGAGCAACUAAGGGCGGAACAAAUGGUGCGGAGAAAGCUCGAGGACGAGCUAAGAACAUUGAAGAGGGCACAAGGACCCGGCAAGAGCCCAUUGAGCCCUCGGUGAGGAGAUCAACGUCCCAGUCGUUCGUUCUAUUGUUGAAUAUUAUACCCACAUAUAUCCUUUUGUCAAAGGCAUAUUUUUCCACUUUUCUAUUAUUGUAUAAAAGUUUAGCC
This is a messenger RNA of Annulohypoxylon truncatum, 2908 nucleotides long. RefSeq names its product Up-regulated during septation-domain-containing protein. The coding region runs from base 132 to 2798 and encodes 888 amino acids. The record is from RefSeq and is a predicted model, not a curated record. The transcript has 3 exons. NCBI's taxonomy places the organism in Eukaryota, Fungi, Ascomycota, Sordariomycetes, Xylariales, Hypoxylaceae.